AUGUUAGAUGAUUUUAUCAUUAAUCAAAAUCAAAUUGAAUUGAAUACAGUCGAUUUAAAUAUUGACAAUGUUAUUCAUUCAUCAUCAUCAUCAUCACCGUCAUCGUCAUCAUCAUCGUUGUCAUCAUCUUAUGCAAUAUCAUCUGUAGAGAUAUGGGCACUUAUAUUAACAUUUUUAUAUUAUGCAAUAAUGAUUUGUUUAGGUAUAUUAUGUUGGUUAAAUGCUAAACGUAAAUAUAAAAAUCGUCAAAAAUCAAUAGAUAUAUCAACAUGGUCACGUUUUCAUAUUGGUCCUAAUCAAUUACAUAUUAAAUAUACAGAUGAUGAUGGUGAUUCUAUGACUAAUUAA
Schistosoma mattheei is the source of this 348-nucleotide messenger RNA. The record is from the annotation of a GenBank genome assembly. NCBI's taxonomy places the organism in Eukaryota, Metazoa, Platyhelminthes, Trematoda, Strigeidida, Schistosomatidae.